This is a messenger RNA of Colius striatus (speckled mousebird), 1961 nucleotides long. RefSeq names its product dynein axonemal intermediate chain 7-like. Gene Ontology annotation, cellular component: axoneme. The record is from RefSeq and is a predicted model, not a curated record. Gene Ontology annotation, molecular function: microtubule binding; beta-tubulin binding. Lineage: Eukaryota; Metazoa; Chordata; Aves; Coliiformes; Coliidae.
AUGCGCCCUGUCAUCUGUCCUUUGGUGUACACUAAAGAGAAGAAACAUGGACAAGGAGGAGCCUGUUGGGUGAUUAAGUGGGAGCAUUACCUCCGUUGUGAUGGCAGACCUGACCCAACUGUACUGCAGGAAAUAAAUACUUUCAUGAGCUUAUGGCGUGAAGAUCAAAAUGAGGACAUUCAGCUUGUGAUGGAGAAGGGAGGACAGGUGCUAAAUUUAAUUGAGAAGUUGCAUCUUCUUUUGUUGGACACACCACCCAAUGAGAUAACAGAAAAAGAAACAGUCCAGUACCAGGAAUCUAUUCUGGAAUUGCAGAAUCUGCUUCAUCAGAAGUACAAUAGAGCAACAGAGAAGCUGCUUAAAACAGCUCAUGUGCACGAAGAUUCUGACCCUGGAAACAUGCAGGCUGUCAUAAAGGACAAAAAUGUUACUUUCUGUAUUUGGGCCAACCUGAAGAAGAAAGUAAGGUUGAAAAAUCACACGUUUAGCGAUGUGCAGCAUGGAUUUGAUCUUCCAAAGCCACUGGCUGUCAGCAGUGUUGCUGUUCGCAUAUUGCACACUCAUUAUGACCACGUGUCUCCACUUUGGCUGCAGCAUCAGGGUGUGCCAAAAUUGGAGGUCUCAGAUGGCAAAGAGUUGACUCUGGAUUCAAAAGACAACAUAGAAGUACCAGAAGAGGAUGAAGAGAAAUCUAGAGAGCCCAACAUGUCUGCUGAGGAAGAAAUGGAAGAAGUGUGUUCUGAUGGGAGAAAGAGUAACAUCUUGUUCGAAGAAAAUAGCAAUAGCAUAGCUGAUAUAAACGAGACAGAGGAGGAAACUGAGAAGAAAUCAGAAAUCUUGGACAUACCAUCACAAGCUCAGGAUCCGCUGGUGAAGGAAGAGAGAAGUGAAAAAAGAGAGGCAAUAACUGAUGAAAGCGUAGUUGAUUUGCAGCAGUUUGUACCAGUGGGUGGUGUGUACCAUAUUGAUGCACUGCAGCUUCCACCUCAGGUCAAAGAAAUCAAGGACUGGAGUAUGGUGGAGUUACAGGAUGGAUUGGAGUCAUACUCAUACUCCCCAGAAGCUGCUGAAGAUUCCACAUGUCCACCACUACAGAUCACCCUUAGGCUUCCUGACAACGUGAUGUAUUUUGAGGAUCCUGUGAUAGCCCGAUGGGAUGCUGCAGGCCAACAGUGGAGAACUGAUGGUAUCAGCAACAUAACAUAGCAAGGUACUGGUACUGAUGAAGCCCUUCUUACAGUGUCUACAAGCUUUGCAGUGAUUCAGAUACAAAUUAAGGAUCAUCAGUGUAUGUUGUCUUCAGUAGUGGUGGAAGAGAAGGAUGUGCUUUCCUCCAUCACAGGGAAAUGGACAAGUUCAGUGGGCCUAAGAGCACUUUUGAAAAAAGUUGGUGUGAAUAUUUUCCCAGGAGAGUAUUCUCACAAGUAUGUCUCCAUGAACAAGAAAGCUGCCCUAGCAGAAGUUAGGGCCUAUCAACAGAUGGCACUGGUUGCAUCGGCUUUUGCUUGGAGCAAGUGGAACACAGAAGCAGGUCAUGAGCAAGUAGUAUUCAAGGUAAGUGAGCAUCUUACAGCCGAUUCUGUGAAAGACAAAGAUUGGUGCCUCUGUAUGUUUAAUGGUCAGAAAGCACAAAAGCUCAAGAUCAGUGAAACGAGUGAAGCUUUUUCAGAUGAGCUAGAAGAAGGUGCCGAAUUUCACUCCACUCUCUACCAUAUGCUGAAGGAUUUUGCCAGCAAAGAUGCAAUUGCUAAAGUAGAGGCAGCUAACUUCCUGUUUAUUGAUAGUGUGUAUCAGCUGCUCCUUGCCACACGAGUUUUAACAUACUCUUAAAUACCGCAUGCUUGCCUUGAGACCUUUAUUAUCAAAAGCUUUCAAUAAAGUUACAGUUCAAGUCUUGAAUUCUUUUCUGUUCAAAUCAUUGGAACAGCUUCAAUGACUAAAAUGCAAACAUUUCAUUUUUG